AAACUUCAAUUCAUUGACAAUUCAUUGAUUAUGAAACCAAUUAUGCAUUCAUUUUAACAUCACUUUCACAUCAGUUGUCAUUUGUCUGGCGUAAUGGACGUCAACUCUGCACUAUCACUGUUGGGAUCAAUUGGAUGGUAUCAGACAUAUGUGUAUCUGUUAUCAUGUGUUCCGGUGAUCAACGCCGGGAUUGUCAUGUUGUCACUGGUCUUCCUGUCUGCCACUCCUCAUCACAGAUGUUUUGUUCCCAACUGUGAUCCCAAUGGACUGAACGCCAACUUCUUUGACACGUUUUUGUCUCAAUCCAUACCAAAAGUCUUCGGUUCUGUUGUGUCCUAUGAAUCGUGUAAUCGUUUUAAACAAAUCAAUGACUCAAUCAUUAGAAGUGAUGCCAAAGAUGUUUGUGAUAUAAACCGGUUUACAAACCAAACAGAAAGUUGUGAUCACUUUGUCUUUGAUAGAAAGCAGUUCCAGUCCACUGUUGUCACUGAGUACCCUUUACAGCAAUACAGUCAGGUAGAAGAUAAACCCUCAGGAAAGGCCACGAAAUUUUUCAUUCAUGUCUUAACCAAUAGCUAUGGGCGUCGGUCUGUGUUUAUGGCGGCGCCUAUUCUCGGCUUUUCGAGUGCAGUGUUGUCGUCAUUUGCGCCCAACUUCUUAAUAUUCUGCAGCAGUUCUGCGGUGACGGCCGCCUGUAUUGCAGGCAUGUAUCAGACGGCCUUCAUUAUAGGUAUUGAGUUCAUUGGUGGCCAGUGGCGAGUCUGGUGCGGAAACAUACAUUCAAUUCUGUUCGCUGUGGGCGCCGCCGUCCUAUGCCUUAUGGCUUAUUAUGUGCGCGAUUGGAGACAAUUGCAGUUUGUUAUCGCACUUCCAGUAGCGUUCACUCUCUCCUAUCCCUGGCUGUUCCCUGAGUCGGUUCGUUGGCAGGUCUCCAAUGGACAGACAUCUAAAGCAAUUAAGACAAUCAAAAGAGCUGCCAAAUGGAACAGAGUUUACAUUCCAGAGGAAUAUCUGUACACUAGUGAAGACGUGAGUGAUUAUCUGUUUAUUUAA
Molecule: messenger RNA, 1053 nt
Organism: Oppiella nova
Lineage: Eukaryota; Metazoa; Arthropoda; Arachnida; Sarcoptiformes; Oppiidae
Source: the annotation of a GenBank genome assembly